Messenger RNA from Pseudozyma flocculosa PF-1, 477 nucleotides. RefSeq lists its product as uncharacterized. Bases 1 to 477 code for a protein of 158 amino acids. NCBI's taxonomy places the organism in Eukaryota, Fungi, Basidiomycota, Ustilaginomycetes, Ustilaginales, Ustilaginaceae. The transcript is spliced from 3 exons. The record is from RefSeq and is a predicted model, not a curated record.
AUGUCGUUCACCGCCAUGCAAGCUCCGCUCCGCCUAGCAGCUCGACGCCUGCCUGUGUCGCGCCAUACCCUCGCCCAGUCGGCGGCCGCAGCAUCGGCGACGGCGUUAGUUUCCUCUUCGGCAUCGCCCACGGCCAUGGCCAUGGCGACGACGUCGGCGCCUCGCUUCUUCUCCUCGACCCCUCUCCGAUCCAACGCGAGCACGACGGCGACGCAACAGGACGGCCAGAAGCAGGUCGAGCAGCAAACGACGGGAGAGCAGCUCAUCCUCGAGCUACUCACCAAGCGCUUCAAGCCGACACAGCUCAAGGUUCAGGAUGUCAGCGGCGGCUGCGGUUCCUUCUACGCCAUCGCCAUCUCGUCAAAGGAGUUCAAGGGCCUCUCGACCAUCAAAGCACAUCGCCUCGUCAACAGCGUACUCAAGGACGUCAUCAAAGACAUCCACGGCCUGCAGCUGCGCACCAUUGCCGAAGACUAG